GCCGAUAUCAAGUCACAACUGAUUCGUUCGAAUUUGAAUUUGCACUUGAUUCCAACAUAUAAUCGGAAAUUCCAUGACAAAAAAAAGUGUAUCAAACUAUCCACACACUCGGUGUAUGUGACAACGUGGUUAAAAACCCCCAUAAAUGCAGUUGCCCUCGCCGGCUGGAAAUCCUGAAUCAAAGCGUCUGGCUUCAAAAUCACUCAUCUCUGAACAAUUUCACAGUCAUCUGCGUUAGUCUUCAAUGGCUUGGCCCCGAUUGGACCCGCAGUACGAACAAAGGCUCAGAGAAGAAGUAAUCUACCUCCACUACCUCUGGCACCAAGGCCCCCCACGAGCCGCCGCCGCACAGUCCUCCCUCCACCACCACCACUUGCAACCUCAGCAACCAACCCAAUUUCAGAGAGAGAGAAAUCAGGAGAAGAAAAGUUCCACACACCAGCCGUCCAAUUCGUCACCGGGGCCCGAAUGGGCGGUUCCCGACCCUCCGCCGCAGCCGCCAUCCGACGCGUGGCCCAAUCAAGGAGCAAAACUCGAUCGACAGCCUCUCACGCUCACCUCCGAAGAACAGUUGAAAUUGGCUGGAAAAAACGCUCACCAGCGGGCGCUCAAGCUCGUCACCGAGUUUUUUAGGUAUAGGGACGCCGACGAUGAUUCCGAUUCGAUUGGCAGCGUCACUGAAUGGGACGAAGACUUAUUGGAUGGGGACGACGGCCGGGAGGAGUACAGCUUUUUCUACAAGGUCUUCAAGGAGGACACGGAGCUUAGAGAGUAUUACGAGAAGAAUUUCGUGAGAGGAGAAUUUGGGUGUCUGGUGUGCGGGGCUCUUGGGGGGAAGAAAACGGGGAAGAAGUAUAAGGGAUGUUUAGCCCUCGUGCAGCACUCGACCAACAUAGCCAAGACGAAGAAGAAGACGGCCCACAGAGCUUUUGGGUUGGCCGUUUGUAAGGUUUUGAGCUGGGACAUUACUGAGCUCUCCAGCAUUGUUUCUUUGCUGGCACAGGGGAAGGAUGAUGGGGAGAACAAGGAGAAUUCAGUAGCUGUUCUCAACAAUGUCGUAUCUGUGCAGGGCAAUAUUGUUGAGGGAAAAAAUGAGGAAGCAGUUUCAGAAAGCAGACCUAGUGGUAGUGGAAUUUUGCCUGAUGGUGAUGAAGAGAAUAUGAAUCCUUCGUCGUGUUCUGAUGCUUAUAAAAAUUGGAAUAUCUUGGGAUGUUAUGAUGACAAUGAUACCCCAUUAGUUACCCAAACUGUUUUAAAUGUGGAGAUCGAUGCUGUAAAGGGUGAAAAUGACGAAGCAGCACCAGAAAGUGGUGCUGUUGGUGCUGGAGACUUGCCUAGUGUUGAUGGAAAUACGGGGAUUGAUAGUGGUUACGACAAGGAGAUCCCAUCGGCUUCAAUUGAAAAUGUAUUAACCGUAGAAGGUGAUGCUGUAAAGAGUAAAACUGAUGUAGUACCAGAAAGUGGUGCUAUUGGUCCUGGAAGCUCGUCUGCUGGUGAUGUUGGAGAUAUGGUGCCUGAAAAUGUUCUGAAUUGACGAAUAAAGACGAUGCAGCUUGAAAAAUCCAGAACCGGAACACGAUUGGCUGCAGGUGGUUCAAAAUCGAGCCCGGGUACCAAAUGUUUUGAUAAAUCGGAGUAAAAAUUGAAUGGCUGUACAGAGUUCUUUUUCCUUUUCUGAGUAAACUAAAACAAACUGCACUCAUGUGCAUUAAGUAGGUGAUGGUUGGUCAUUCCUAUUCUAGUACUGAUGCUAGAACUUUUGCUAAUGGUUGGUCAUUCUUAUUCUAGAUCACCUGCACGACAAAAAAACUUAGUUGAGCUCAAUUGCAUUAGAAAAAAAUAUAAAAG
Molecule: messenger RNA, 1848 nt
Organism: Striga asiatica
Lineage: Eukaryota; Viridiplantae; Streptophyta; Magnoliopsida; Lamiales; Orobanchaceae
Source: the annotation of a GenBank genome assembly